CUCUUCUGUAAUCGCUGUGUAAGUUGUAAUCGCUGUGUAAGUUAUUAGCGAUGAUCUCACAAACAAAAUUGACACUAUCAGAAAGAAAUCGUUGGUCUAAACUAAACCGCUCCAUUGUAAAAGGAAUCCAUGGCCGUGCUAAUGACUUGCCCAAUGCACAGUUACAUCGAAGAAGAGCUCGACAAGCGCUUCAACCUCUUCAAACUCUGGCAUUUUCCCUCAUUCGCCGCCUUCGCCCAAGCCCACGGAGCCUCCGUCCGCGCCGUCGUCGGAAGCAUCAAAGUAGGAGUGGAUGCCGCCACCAUCGACUCCUUGCCCAACCUGGAGAUCGUCUCCACCUACAGCGUCGGAUACGACCACAUCGACCUCCCAAAAUGCAGAGAGAGAGGCAUUCCCGUCACCAACACGCCCAACGUUUUGACCGACGAUGUCGCCGAUCUCGCCAUCGCCCUUGCCUUGUCCCUCUUCUGCACAAUCUCUCACUCCCCUCGCCGCAACCCCGCUCCUCACCUCACACCAAAGCUUAGUGGUAAAUCAGUUGGAAUUAUUGGACUGGGAAGGAUUGGGAUGGCAAUUGCGAAGAGAGCUGAAGCUUUUGGGUGCCCAAUCAGCUACCAUUCGAGAAGUGUAAAAGCAGAGUCAGGUUAUAGAUAUUACUCUAAUGUUCUUGACCUAGCCGCUGACUCUGAAGUACUGGUUGUGGCCUGCACCCUCACCGAAGAAACCCGUCACAUCGUGAACCGUGGAGUUAUGGAUGCACUGGGCCCAAAGGGUAUUUUGAUCAAUAUUGCGCGAGGCCCGCACGUGGAUGAGCCCGAACUUGUAUCCGCGUUGACCGAAGGAAGACUAGGUGGUGCGGGCCUGGACGUGUUUGAGAAGGAGCCAGAGGUGCGUGAAGAGUUACUAAGGCUUGAGAAUGUUGUGUUGACUCCUCAUGUGGGGACUGACACGGUGGAAACCUGCAUGGCAAUGGGAGAUCUCGUGAUUGCAAACUUAGAGGCACACUUCCUUGGUAAGCCCCUUGUGAGUCCAAUCAUUUAAUGCUUCUUUUCUUUACAUUACAUUACAUCACUCAUUCAUGUUCACUUCAUUCUUGCUUUAGCUUCUGAACUUAAUCAGUUUUACUAAACAUUUUAUUUUAUCCUAAUUUUUUAUUAAUUUGUUAGUUUUUUCAGUAGUUCUUUUCUUUCCCGUAACUCUAUUUAUUUUUUCUGCUGUACUGUUGUAGUAAGAAACGUUCAUGCUGCACUUCGUGUUCCUCUUUUGUAGUCUUUAAGACCGAAAAAUGGAGAAAAAAAAAACCCAGGUGCAGCUCAAAUUCUUGACUGAAGAAAAUUCUAGUCACACCAGCAAACACGUGUUUGAAUUAGAAUUUACAAACUUCAUUUUAAAUGAUUUUAUAAACUAAUUUUAUUUUAGUUAAAAUAGCUUUGAACAAAAUUGAUUAUUGUCUCAGAUGUCUUUUAAAAAAGUAUUUUUAUCGUAAUAAAUUUUGUGUUAGUAAUGUCUCAAAAAAGUACUUUAAGAUUUAUUAAUGGAAAAAUGAUUUUUUACUUUGAUGGUGAAUUGAUAUUUUUAUGAUAGAACUUAUAAGUUUGAAACCGUAAACUUUCCUUUUAUGUUGAAUUUAAACUUAGAACUCAAGCCACGUUUCAACGGAAUAUUUCUACACACAAGUUUAUUUAAAGUUAAGAUUUAAUUUAUUGCAUUAAGCAGGUAUAUUAUUUCAUAAUAUAGAUAUUUUAAAUAUCCUUCUUUUAUUUUUCCUUCUGGCCCAUCCGCACCAACCAUUGUCCUUGUUUCUUAUCCCAAAAUAUCGUUAAAAUAUAUCUAAAGAGGAAAAGUAGGAAAAGGAAAAGCACUGAACGACCCCACUCAUCAAACAAAAUAUCAUGACCCAAUUCCAGAACUUUCUUUUCAUAUCUAAUUUCAGUUUCAUUAAUACUUCAUCCUUUAUCUUCUUUCUGGUACAACCAAGACGCAUCCUCUUUCUGAUAAUAUCCACAAUAUGAAGAGAAAUUUAAGAGGACCUUAUCCAAAGCAGCAAGAGAAGAACUGAAGAACAGGAACUUAUAUAUCGUUAUAUACAAAAUGAAAAAGAACAUCAUUAUAACCCUGCACUGCAUCCUUCGAAACAUUAAAAGGGUCCAAUUCCCCAAGCAUGAAAAUAUAGUCAGAUAUGAUCAGAAGCCCCUUUGAAGAUGAGGAAAUUGAGAGUCUCCAGGGUAAAGUAGACGAAGGUUCCCUUGGAAUGGGUGAAAAAGCACCCAAAACUCGAUCCCACCACACACUGCCAUCCAGAACCAUGCUUCGUGUCAAACUCCUAUCAGUCCAACAAAAACCAUAAACUCCGUCAACCACCAACCUCAAACUCGUGUUACAGAAAAAGUUACACUGAAAUUAGUCUCCAAGAACAACAACACAUGCAAUGGAUGGCAGAAAAAUGUUACCUUUUUAAUGUGGGCAGCAAUGGAUGUGCAGUCCAGAACAUCAUAGAGAUCAAGAGCUUCAGAAGCAGAUGCCAUGGCUUGGAUCUGCAUCUUGAGGGGCAUGUCAGUAUCCUCUAUCACAGCUUUACCUUCCAACAUGGUUUCUCACACCCUUUCUCUUUUCUAAGAAAGUGAGCAAUAGCAAUAACAUAUCACUCUAUAUAUGAUGUCACAAUUUUCCUUUGUGAGGGAAUAACCCAAAUGACCAAAACUUUUUCUGUCCUCACUUCUGCUACCUCACACAUUUUGGACUCAUUAUAUAAAUGGACAUUCAUGAAUAACUCCCUCUCUCCUCAUUUUUUGUCAUUCUGGUGACUCACUCAGUCAUAGAGUCCUACCAUGACAAAAUUUAUGCGAAAGAAGAGUGAGGAGCUAAGGAUAAAGGCGGUGAGGCCAUAAAUAAAAGGAAUUUUCUCAGUUUCGUC
Molecule: messenger RNA, 2914 nt
Organism: Vigna unguiculata (cowpea)
Lineage: Eukaryota; Viridiplantae; Streptophyta; Magnoliopsida; Fabales; Fabaceae
Product: D-isomer specific 2-hydroxyacid dehydrogenase family protein
Cellular component (GO): cytosol
Molecular function (GO): NAD binding; glyoxylate reductase (NADPH) activity; hydroxypyruvate reductase [NAD(P)H] activity
Source: RefSeq, a predicted model, not a curated record